Molecule: messenger RNA, 1505 nt
Organism: Anastrepha obliqua
Lineage: Eukaryota; Metazoa; Arthropoda; Insecta; Diptera; Tephritidae
Gene: Ccdc114
Product: coiled-coil domain-containing protein 63
Exons: 8
Coding region: 29-1450 (473 amino acids)
Source: RefSeq, a predicted model, not a curated record
CAGUUGCUGAUUCACCUACUAAGGCAAUAUGGCGGACCAAAAUGAGUUAGAUCAGUUGGCCGCAGCAGAAUUGGAGAGAUUGCAACGGCAACAUCGCUCAUUUCAAUUGGAACUUCGUGGAUUGCUGGAAGAAAAAGCUAGGCAGUUAAAGAAACAAAACCACUUGAUAACGGUUUUACAACAGGAACAUCAAAAGUUGAAAGAUGAGAUUAGCACACUGGAGGGUGGAACGCAUGCGAGAAAAAAUACAAAUAAAGAAAAGCGACUGAGUUUUUUGCAAAGGCAAAACGUCGAGCUACAACAAAUUUUGCAAGGCGAACGUGUUAAGAUAUGGGAGCUGGAAGGUCACAUUAAGAAGGUCGAAAAGGAAAUCGAUGGCUUGCGCAAGAACGAAGUCACUGAUAGCUGUUACAAGGAAAGCAUUGGCAAGGUGCAAAAGAAUGUCGUCAAGUUGGAGAAUCGCUUGGAUGUGGUUAAUAAAAAGUACAGCGAUGUUUUGACUGAGAAUUGCAAAUUGCGGGACUCCAUAAAUCACAUGCUACAGGAUCGCGCAAAUUUCAACGAGAUGUGGCAAUCAAUGGUGACUCAGUUUAACGAAGGGAAAAAAUAUAUAAUUGAGUUAAUAGAUCAGUCUACCGUGGCGUUUGAUUUGCGCGAGGAGCUUUGCAAUAAACUACAAGUCCUCAAGGAUCGAAGCGAGAACGAUAAAAUUAUGCAUAUACAGGAAAUGCGUGAAAUGCAACGUCGUCUAGAACACGACGCCAAACUUCAGAAAUUCUUCGACAUAAAAGGUCAGAAGCGUUUCAAUCCCGAAUUGGAACAACGUGAGGCGAACAAAAAACUUGCUUUGAAAGAUAAUUAUGAAAGGCAAUUGGAGGAAUAUCACGCCAUCAUAGAUGACAUUAAGGAAUUAUAUGCGGUGGAGGACACCGACAGUUUGGCUGCACAAUUCAAGCGGCAGGAAGAGGAAAAUUUCGCACUAUUUAACUAUGUCAACGAGUUAAGUCACGAGGUGGAGGCUUUAAAUGAUACAACUCAGGAGCUGAGCGAAGAAAUUGAGCGACAAAAAGCCGAACACGAAGAAAAGGCGCUUAAACAGAAGACAGAAGCUUUGGAUUAUCUAAAUAGUGAGCUGGAGAAAAUAGAAGCAGCAGCCGCAGAGGCCAGCGAAAGGAAAUUAAUGCUUCACACGCGUUUAGAUCAAAUAUUGCAGGGCAUAUUGGAUAUUUUCAGGCUUUUAUCUUGCAAUGAUGCUCCGAUUUUGAAUGUGUUGAGCACCAAAACUGUAUUAACGGUUCAUAAUGUGAAACUUUUCGUCGGUGUCAUUGAGCGUCGCAUCAACACUGUUAUCAGCAAUGUCAAUAUAGAUGAAUCUUCAACUAAAAUAUUAGCUCGAAAGGAUCGCGUACCAAAAUUUAACAUUAGAGAGUCAGCCAAGGGAAAAAAUUAAUUCAUUCUCACAUGACAAAGAACGCAUCAAAAGGAUGUUUGGAAAUCAUGCCCAU